AUGCAUUCGAUUUCCAAGGGCCUUCUGCUCGUGCUGAGCAGCAACCUGCUCGCGGUCACUGCCCGCCCGGUGGCCACCGAGACGGAGUCUGCCACGACUACCGAAACCCCCGUCAGCUAUGGCAACUAUGGGGACUAUGGUAACUAUGGUAGCUAUGGCAGCUACCAGGCCUACAAGAGGGACGGUGAGCCAGACACCGAGGAGACCAGCACUGUCUCCACGACUGCCCCGGCUGCCACCACCACCACCGCCCCGGCCAACUACGGAAACUACGGGGAUUAUGGCAACUAUGGCAACUAUGGUAACUACGAGGCCUAUAAGCGUGACGGAGAGCCCGAGAGCUCUAGCACAGAGUCUGCUGCUCCUACUACCACAGCUGCGGACUAUGGCAACUAUGGCAACUAUGGGGACUACGGCAGCUAUGGCAGCUACCAAGCGUACAAGCGUGGCGAAGAGCCCGAGAGUUCCAGCACGGAGUCUGCUGCCCCGACUACCACUGCUGCGGGUUACGGGAACUAUGGCAACUACGGAGACUACGGGACCUACGGUAGUUACCAGGCUUACAAGCGCGGCGAAGAACCCGAGAGCUCUAGCACGGAGUCUACUGCUGCUCCGACCACCACUGCGCCCGCCAGCUACGGAGACUAUGGUGACUACGGCAACUACGGCAACUACGGCAGCUACGAGGCCUACAAGCGGGACGGCGAGCCUGAGGAGUCGACUACCAGCACUGCUCCUGCUACCACCACGACUGCUCCUGCCAGCUAUGGCGAUUAUGGCAACUACGGUAGCUACGGUAACUACCAGGCCUACAAGCGCGACGAGCCCGAGGUGAGCAGCACUACUUCCGAGGCCACCUCGACUGAGACGGCGACCCCGACCGCUGCCAACUACGGUAACUACGGUGACUACGGCAACUAUGGCAACUAUGCCAGCUACGGAUCGUACAAGAGAGAUGCCGAACCCGAGCAGGAGACUGAGUCCUCGACGACCUCUGCGCCCAGCUCGACUACCACCGCCCCGGCCGGAUACGGGAACUACGGGAACUAUGGCAACUACGGCAAGUACGGGUCGUACGGCAGCUACUAA
Messenger RNA from Aspergillus ibericus CBS 121593, 1089 nucleotides. RefSeq lists its product as uncharacterized. Lineage: Eukaryota; Fungi; Ascomycota; Eurotiomycetes; Eurotiales; Aspergillaceae. The record is from RefSeq and is a predicted model, not a curated record. The transcript has a single exon. The coding region runs from base 1 to 1089 and encodes 362 amino acids.